UGAGGAGGGAGUAUUUAAAGAAAAAGCUUGUCUUGUUUUUCAAUUUUUCUUGUAAAUUUGCAUUGCAUUCAGAAACAUGCUUUCCACUUUCUGUUUUUUUUUUUUUUUUGGUUUCCAUGUUGUCUUUGUCUUCAUGGUCUAAAUGAACUGAUUUUUUUUCCCACCUGAAAACUGGUUCUCUAGCCGGGAACCUGCCAUUUUUCUCAUCCUUAAAACCACCAAAAGAAAAUCUUUUUUUUUUUUUACUUUUAUAUUUUCCAUCUGCAUCCUCUUUCUGGCUUACUCUAUUUUAGUUGGUAAAAUUUUGAUCUUUGAAGACAGUUUUAGAUAUAGAACAGUUUGCUAAAAAAUGGAGUCAAGGGAAGCAAUGAAUUCUGGAGUUACAGUGAUAGCUCCAGAAGCUCCAUCAAACUAUCAUAUGGCAUCAAGAACGGAAUCUACUCCUUUAUCACCUGGAACAACGUCCAUGAUUACAUCUCCAGUAGCUACUGGCAUUCCAAUCAGUUCAGAGAAGAAGAAAAGGGGACGUCCUAGGAAGUAUGGGCCUGAUGGGGCAGUUGCAAGGACACUUUCACCUAUGCCUAUUUCGGCGUCAGCGCCACCAACCUCCGGCAGCUUCUUGUCUGAGAAAGUGAGUGUUGCCCGUCCAGCAUCCGAGAAGAAGCCUAGGAACAAAGUGGGGGCAGAGAAUUUAGGUGAAUGGAUUUCAUGUUCCACAGGUGGCAACUUUUUGCCGCACAUGAUAACAGUUGAAGCUGGUGAGGAUGUUACCAUGAAGAUAAUCUCAUUUUCUCAACAAGGACCUCGAGCUAUUUGCAUUAUUUCUGCUGUUGGUUUGAUAUCAAAUGUCACUCUACGCCAGCCAAAUUCAUCAGGGGGAACUUUAACUUAUGAGGGUCGAUUUGAAAUCCUUUCUUUGUCUGGAUCCUUUACUCCAACAGAGUUUGGGGGUUCUCGUACUAGCAGAACCGGAGGAAUGAGCAUUUCUUUGGCAAGUCCUGAUGGUCGUGUUGUCGGAGGUACACUUGCAGGACUGUUAAUAGCUGCUAGUCCCGUCCAGGUUGUAGUGGGCAGUUUUCUACCAAGCAACUACCAAGAGGCCAAGCCAAAGAAACAGAAAGCAGAACCCAAAGCAAUAGCUUAUGCAACGGUUUCUCCUGCUGCUCCCCAUAGCUCAAAUGCACACACGGUAAAUGUUCCUGGAGCUGGAACUCAAAAUGUUAUAUCAUCUUCCAUUCAACCUAAUCACUGGACCACUAUGCAAUCUGUUCAAGAUUCAAGAAAGUCUGCUACAGAUAUUAACAUAUCAUUGCAGGGAGAGUAAUCCAAUUCCUUGCGUGAAAUUCAUUCCCAGAUUCUGAAGCUCUUCACACGCGGUACCUGAAUAGUAUAACUUGUCUGAUCGUUAAUAACUUACCUGUUGUAGUUGCAGAUUCUUAGUUGUAGGGAACUUCGAGUGCUUUACAUUUAACACUUUCGGUUAAAAGUUGGAGGUUCGUAGUUACACCCACAUUGUGACUCUUUUGGCUAGUUCAGAAAAAUCUUGUAUCACAAAUCCUGUAGCUAUUAUUGUUCUCUAAUAUUUUUUCUUUUGGUA
Molecule: messenger RNA, 1597 nt
Organism: Capsicum annuum
Lineage: Eukaryota; Viridiplantae; Streptophyta; Magnoliopsida; Solanales; Solanaceae
Product: AT-hook motif nuclear-localized protein 1
Exons: 6
Coding region: 350-1324 (324 amino acids)
Molecular function (GO): minor groove of adenine-thymine-rich DNA binding
Source: RefSeq, a predicted model, not a curated record